CAUAACUUAAAAUGCACGAUAUUUAUUACUUUAAAUUUGUUGGUCUUUUUUUUAUGUAGAGGGAAACUUUCAAUCUUUUUUUCAAUCUUUCAGUGUCCCAACCAAAACGUAACCACAAAAAUAAAUUGCAAAAAACGGUUUAGUAUUAUGAUUUCUUUACUAAAUAUCUUAAUGUUUUGAGAUUAAAUUCAAGUUUUGAUUAUAUACUAAUAGCUAAAGGUUGAUAAUUUUGCUUUGUCUUAUACUUAAUAUCAUUGCUUUAUUUCAAUAAUCAUUAGUUUUCUUUACCGCUAUGACAUAUAAUCGCUACCAAAAGCACUUUACUUCCCAAGGUGAUAAUCAACCACCAGUACCACAAUUACCACCACAACAAUCACAACCAGAACAACAACAAUCAUUACCUAUCAGACAACAAGGUUCAAGUAUUCUCAAUGAUAUUAAUCAACCACCAACUCCUCGUUUACAACCUCUUCCACUUCCACUGCCACCUUCUCAACAGUAUAUUCAACCUCGAAACUUAACUACUUCUGUUCCACCUUUACAUUUAAACAGUGAAAGAUCACCCUUCAGUUUAUCACAACCAUCAGUUCGUUUUCAAGAAGUUACAGAAUUAGCUACAUUAGUUGAAGAAAUGGAAUUACCCCCUCCUUCUCCACGGAUAUCUGAUACUUUUACAGGUUUAUAUCAAGCGGCAUAUUCAAUAUUUCACAAUGAUAGAGUAGUACAAGAUAUUGAAAUAACCCAUGACCCUGAUAGAUAUGGUCAUCUAUUAUCAGCCCAAGAAUCCGUUGCUUCUAAUACUUCCAAUAAUAAUGCCCAACUGAGUCCUAGAAGAGUAAGACCAAUCUCUGUAAGAUCAAAUUUAAGUUUAAGUUUAGAUGUCGGAUAUAGUCCAACACCAGGUCCUAAAAUGAUUCAAUUUGGGAAAUUUAGAAAUCAAUAUGAUACUAGAACUCUUAGAUGUCCCAUUGGUCAUACAUCUGAAACAGCUUAUACUCCAUGUCAGUAUUGUCGAUAUCUUCCUUAUGUUUCAUCAUCCUUAAGUUCAAAAGUUAUUAAUAGAGGUGAUAAAAAUAAAGCACCAAUUCCAACUACUGCUUCAAGUAUGAAAAGUUCAAGUUCUAAAAAUGAUGAUGAUAAUGGUAAUAAGACUCCAAGUUUAUUUCCAAGUCCCACUCCUAGUGCCAGUCGUGAUCGUGACACUAUUUAUUCCUUUGAUAAUGAAGAUGAUUAUGAGGAUGAUGAAUAUUAUAAUGAUAUGGGAAAUGGUUGGUAUAAUAAACCGUAUGUUGAUAACAAUGAUAUUUUACCAAUUACAUCGAAUACAGUAUUAGAAACAAGGUCAAUUCGAAAUGAACUCAAUAAUAAACUUACUAGCACUACCACUACUAAUAAUAGUUUAAGUUCGAAAGAAAUUGAAAUUGCAUUAGAGAGUCUUUUAAAGGAUAUUUUAAAUCAAAUUCAUGAAGUUGAAGCUAUAAAGGAUGAUUCAAGUCCCAUGAAUCUUCCAUUAAUUGAAUUAAGAAAUCAUGAACUUGCAAGAGAAAGUUCGAAACGUAAGACUAUUAAAACGUUGAAUGGAUUUUAUCAAUAUUAUUAUCAAUAUUAUAAUAAUCAUUAUCAUAAGAAAGAUAUUGAUUCAACUAAUACUGUUAUUACCACUACUAAUAAUAAUGAAAAUGAAUCAAAUGAAUUAAAUUCAUCUUUUUCAGAACCUUCAGCAAGUACGUUAAAGAUUGAUUUACCUAAAUCGAAUCCAUUAACUAAAUUAAGUUUUAAAUUAAGAUCAUUUUCAUUAUAAAUUUAUUAUUGUAUUAAAUAUCCGAUAUAUAGUUUUAUAAAAAAGA
Molecule: messenger RNA, 1847 nt
Organism: Scheffersomyces coipomensis
Lineage: Eukaryota; Fungi; Ascomycota; Pichiomycetes; Serinales; Debaryomycetaceae
Exons: 1
Coding region: 293-1801 (502 amino acids)
Source: RefSeq, a predicted model, not a curated record